GCGCUUGGCUUCGAAGCCGAAGAAAUCAAACCAAUUGUUUACUAAUUACUUUAAAUUUGUAUAGCCAGGCGCUAAAUUUGUAAAAUUAAGUUUCUCUGAAUAAUUUAAAAGUUUUUUUCCUCCAGAUUUUCGCUCAAGCGCUCCCCGGGUUUGCCAUGUUAAAAUGAAGAAGUUUAAAACAAAAGGAGAAUUGAAAUCUGUUGGAUUAGGGUAUUCUCAACCUAGCACAGAAGAGGAAUUAAAGAGCUACAACUGCAAUUUGUGUAGUAAGAGUUUUAAAAGUAGAAGUGCUUUAGAUGAACAUGAUUUGACUCAUACCAAGACUGGGUUCUCCUGUACUGUUUGUAAAAAGAAGUUUAAAAACUCCUCCCAGCUCUCCUACCAUGAAAUGUACCACACUGAUGCUGAAAGAGAGAGUGUGAAAGAUGAGCUUGACAGUUCUCUAUCUGAACCUGGAGAGAAAAUUAGAAAUAAUGUGAAACUUACUUCUAAACCUUCAAGCAGCACUGAGAAAGCUAAACCUAUUGAGAAAGCUAAACCUAUCGAGAAAACUAAUUCUUUCGAGAAAGCCAAACCUGUUGAGAAAACUAAACCAACCGAGAAAGCUAAACCCAUUGAGAAAGCUAAACCUAUUGAGAAAGCUAAACCUAUUGAGAAAGCUAAACCUAUUGAGAAAGCUAAACCUACCGAGAAAGCUAAACCAAUUGAGAAAGCUAAGCCAACCGAGAAAGCUAAACCCACCGAGAAACCUAAACCAACCGAGAAAGCUAAACCCAUUGAAAUAGCUGAAUCCCUCAACAAAAGCAAUCAUUAUGAGAAAGUCAAAACGGUGGAUAAAACAAAAACCAAACCUCUUGAGAACAACAAACAUCCGCCAAACUCUGAAGAAAAUGCGGGGAAAAGUUUGACUAAUCACAAACAAGAUAAGAGUACAGCAUCAAUAGCACCCUCUACACCUGAACAUAAGGUGGUGAAACAGAAGGUAUCCUGUGACAAAUGCAAGAAGAAGUUCUCAGACGCGAUGACUCUAGAAUAUCACAAGAUAUCCUUCCAUGCCAGCUCAAUGGUGGUCAAACCUAAAUCCAGCAAUAGCAAAUCCGUAGACAGGUUAGGACGAACCACACCAAAGUCUAGAGAAUUUGUUGACGACUCGUCCGAUAGUGAGGACGAUCCAAGUCCUCCUAAGGGAAGAAAUAGUCCGUCUAAGCGGACGAAAGAUGCUCCUAAGGUUCCCGUAAAAAGAGCUCGGAGAGACGAAUCAAGCUCAGAGGAUGAGAAAGAAAAAACGCCUGUAAUUAAGCAGACUGACAAGAAAACAGUGCGGCCUCCACCUUUUGCGCGCGUUGUCGUAACGGCCAAGAAUCGUGCGCAUCAGGACAGUGAAGAUUCGAGCUCAGAGGACGAGAUAAACUCCACUAGAUCGAAUACAGUGAAGAAAGUCAUCAAUAAGAACUUGUCUCCAGCAGUUGUAACUGGAGAUGAUGUAUCCAAGAGUCCAAAUUCUAAGAUUCCCUGUGAAAAGUGUGGACGGGUGUUAAACAAUCAAUUUGUUCAUGCUUAUCACAUAGCCAGAUGUAUUGGAGAGGCUGUCCCGAAAAGUCCAUUGAACUCGACCGGAAAUUCAGACAAAUCCCGCAGUAAACAUGAAAAGGACAACAAAGACAAAAAAACUUCAAACAAUCCGGUGAAUAAGUCCACAGAAACGGAUAAAUCUAGAAAAAUGGCGCGAAAGCCGGUUUCACACCACGUGGAUGAUACCGGAAGUGAGAGCGAGGAUGAGAAACCGGUUCGGAAGAGUAGAAAGACUGUGCCAAAGUACAAAUCUUCCUCCGAGGAAGAAGAAGAAGAAAACGACGACGAUGAUGCCGAAGACGAAGAGGAAGAAGAAGAAGAAGAAAAAGUGAGAGAAAAUCCGUCUAAACUAGACGGAGGUCAAGUACCUGAUAAACAUGAUAAACAACAUUCUUUUCAUUCCAAGUUCUCUACUUCAGGGUUCACUGAAGUAUCUCAGGCGGAUCUUUUUAGAGAAAACCUGCUCUCUAAUAAAGGUUCUAAGGCAAAUUGUAAGUUUUGUGGAAAACAGUUUAAGAAUUCUGUUAUUCUUCAGCAUCAUAAUAUAUACUGUAAUAUGCCCAAGGUUGAGAAAUCAAAACCUAAACCCAUUCUUGCAAAACCUAAACUUAUCACCACCCCUCAACAAUCCAAACCCCAAGCCACACUUCACUUCUCCCGAGCCCAGGAACCGGUCACAUUAAGCCCUUGCCUUUCCAACUCCAGUCCCCGUCCGACCGAUCUUGUCGAACGAUCGAUCAUUAAAAAUAGAUCGUCCCAGUCUCCUGUUGAUCUGAUUCUAAAGAAGUUGACCGGUGCUACCAGUGAUGCCAGCGAAAAGGAUGACUCUGUUGACCUCAAACAUACAAAAGAUGGGGCCAAAGAGAACUGUAAGGAUGAGGCCAAAGAUAACCUCAAGGAAAAGGCCAAAGAGAACCUCAAGGAAAAGGCCAAAAUGUUCAACAUCUCUGAAACUGAAAGCUGGGUCAAUAACAUCCAGAGAAUGCCGGUAAAAUAUGAUGAAAAGGAAGAAGAUUCCGGGGAAGAUGAAGAGAAGAUGGAGGAGAAGGAGAAGAAGAUAGAGAAGAUUGAUAGGAUUGAGAGAAGGGCAAAAGUAACGAAACUUGAGGAUAAAUCUGAAGAUGAAGAAGAUGAAGAAGAUGAGGAGGAUAUUGUUGAAGCAGUGAAAGAGGAAGAUCAGGAUAGAUUAGUGGAGAAUAGGAUAUCCAUCUAUACCAGUUCUGAGGAAGAGAAUGGAGACCAGACCUCAGAUUCUGGAGCCAAGCGACCUGCCAUGCAUCCGAAUUCCCGCCAUGGAGUGGAAAUCCUGGAAGAAGACAUGAAAAGGAAAAAACGCGCGAAAAAAGAGAAGAAAGCCAAAAAAGCUAAGAAAAAGGCGAAGAAGGCAAAGAAGAGACGGAGCAGCUCCGACAGUGGGUCGGAGGAGGAUGAAGAGGAGGAGAAGAAGAAGAAAAAGAAAUCCCGGUUUGCUGUUGAUCAAACAGAAUCUGAAGAUAGUACAAAUUCCUCAUCUGAAGUAAAAAGUUGGAAAAAGAGCGAUCCAUGUAAGAAGCCUGCUCCAAAGCAACUGACUAAAAAACCGGUUGUAAAGAAACCAGUUGCUAAGAAACCGGCGGCAAAACAGUCCGCCACCAAGCAGACAACUGCCGCUAAGAAGAAGAAGAAUCCUAAUUAUUGUCUGUGUGAUAAACCUGAAACUAUGGAGAUGAUAGGAUGUGAUUACUGUGACAUGUGGUAUCAUCCAGAGUGCCUUGGACUGGAUGAAAUCCAGACGAAUGAGUUAACUGAGACUAGUUCCUGGAUGUGCCCGGAGUGUAUGGAAAAGAAAGCUCCAGGAGUAAAAAGUGUUGGAGGUCAGAGGGGUUCUGGUAGUAAAGGCGUGGCAGCAGUAGGGGGGCGAGGCAGUACCGCUGGGCGUAACGGUGUGAGCUACAAUUCAGAUUCAGAUUCUGAUUCCGACUAUUGAACCUGGCUGAACACGAGUCU
This is a messenger RNA of Eurytemora carolleeae, 3558 nucleotides long. RefSeq names its product transcription initiation factor TFIID subunit 3. The transcript is spliced from 26 exons. Gene Ontology annotation, cellular component: nucleus. The coding region runs from base 164 to 3538 and encodes 1124 amino acids. NCBI's taxonomy places the organism in Eukaryota, Metazoa, Arthropoda, Copepoda, Calanoida, Temoridae. Gene Ontology annotation, molecular function: DNA-binding transcription factor activity, RNA polymerase II-specific; RNA polymerase II transcription regulatory region sequence-specific DNA binding. The record is from RefSeq and is a predicted model, not a curated record. Gene Ontology annotation, biological process: regulation of transcription by RNA polymerase II.